This is a messenger RNA of Histoplasma capsulatum G186AR, 1434 nucleotides long. RefSeq lists its product as uncharacterized. The record is from RefSeq and is a predicted model, not a curated record. Lineage: Eukaryota; Fungi; Ascomycota; Eurotiomycetes; Onygenales; Ajellomycetaceae. The coding region runs from base 1 to 1434 and encodes 477 amino acids. The transcript is spliced from 2 exons.
AUGAUACAGGAACCAAAACGUGUCCAGCCGCUUGCUAUGCGCCCUGACUCUUCCGAAGAUAGUGAACUGCUGCAGCAAGCUAGAGAAAGGCGUGACCGUAUCGUAGCCGUGUAUUCUAAGAUUUAUGGCAUUGCCAAGUUCGUUUUCAUCAUCUUGAUGGCGUACGGUGUGGAGCUUGACGAUGCGCACAGUGGCAUAAAAUUCCACAUCGAGCAGGUCGAGGACCAGAUGGCUCAGGAUUCCAACGCGCAGCUCCUCCAGACCAUCGAAGACCUGUUCUAUGCACUCUAUGCACGACUGAACAUCGAAAUCACCAAUGUGCAACUCUCUGAGAGCUUCCAACGGGACAACGAUGGUGGAACGACGCGAAUGGGCCAGAGCGGCUAUCGAUCCGUAUCUUCUGCUGGGCAAUACCUCCCAGGACCAAGCAACGUCAGCAUGAUCUUCCAGGCCUGCAAACGGCUGCUGACGUCAGAGGAUAUCUGCAACAUUCUCGAUCAAGAGCUCAUUUGCAUGAAACAGGCGUCUUACGUCCAGAAUGCGGUUGAGGCUUUUGUUGCCAACGACAGCGACGGAUACUGUCAUCGAGAUGACGUGCUGGAUUAUCGCAGACAUGUCGAAAUGAUAGUCUUCGACCCCAAUUCACCCUUCGCAAGGGAGCUGAUUGGUCUGAAUCCCAUUUAUAAACAAGCUCCAUGCAUGGUGCUUGCCACGCUGUCAGAGAAGUAUCUCGGGUUCCAAAGGCCCGCGGACAGGUACGAUGAUAGCAGCAAUGUCUACUACGAGUACGCCGCGGCAGAAAUGACAAGACCAACUCCAAUCCCGCCUCCAACAGCAAUAAUCGCAAUCAGCCGCCAAAACAGCGUCGCUUCCUCCAGCACCUCCUCCUCCGCCUCCUCGGCCGCAACACUCUCGAUGCACCGCCUGCUCCCCGAACGGCGCCGCACCGAAGCAAACCGCGAAGCAGCCUACGCCAUGCUCAACGGCAUCUCCGUCGGCGAGUACAGACGCACUGAGGGAAAACGCGCAUUGCGCCAGUACGUCCGGGACCAGCUCUGCAUCUGCUUCGGUUACUGUUCCUGCGCGCGCAAAUGCACUCUCAAGUUUGCCCGCGCGUGCCCAUGCAGUGCGCGGAUGAGCGUUCUAUGCGAUGUCGAAGUUGCUGGGCAGUAUUAUGGCCAGCCAUGGUUAGACGAAGAAGGGCAUGCGCAGGCGCAGGGCCACCGCGAGCAGCAGGCUGUAGUGAUAAUGGACCCUACGGAGAACUUCUCGAGACGGUGUGCGCAGUUGGGUUGCGCGCUAUUUGCGGGGUUGUGCAGCGUUAGGAAAGGGGUGGUGUUGAGUUUUUUUGAAGUUUAUAUGGAAGUUAAGGCUGGUGCGGAGGUUUUUCAUCAGGAGGCUCUGGCGUAUCGGGAGAUUAUGGGGGUGGUGUAG